AACCCUCCCAAAAUCCAUUCUCUGUCUAUGAACAGAGAGAAGAGAGAAGAGAGUAGUGGGGCGUCUUUUGUGAGAACUGAGAAAUGUUAAUGGCAAUCUGAGGGUUUUGGCGAUUCGAUUUCGUUCUGUUUAUUGUGUUUCGAAUCUCGCGAGUGGAAAUUUACAGAUCGUACGGUUUUGGAUACUCUCUUCCCGGCGCCGUGAUCUUCCCUCUAUGGCCGCCAUGUUUCCCUUCUCCUUCACCGCUGCUCAGGUUGGCUCCUACUUCGUAGGACAGUACUAUCAGGUACUGCAGCAACAGCCUGAGUUUGUUCACCAGUUCUACAGUGAUGUUAGCACGAUGCUCCGGAUCGAUGCCAACACCAGGGAGGCUGCCUCUGGGUUGCUGCAAAUUCACGCACUUAUAAUGUCACUCAAUUAUAUUGGGAUAGAGAUCAAGACAGCACAUUCCUUAAAAUCGUGGAAUGGUGGUGUUCUAGUCAUGGUCACAGGUACCGUCCAUGUAAAGGAUUUCAUUGGGCGCAAGAAAUUUGUACAAACCUUUUUCCUUGCACCUCAGGACAAAGGUUUUCUUGUUGUCAAUGAUAUCUUUCACUUUGUUGAUGAGGAACAGAGUCUCCAUCAUCCAGUGGCCUAUAUAGGUCAGGCCAAUCUUGAUGCCAAGCCAAAUACUAUAACUACUACUCUAGAUCAAGUAUCCAACAACUACAUGCUGGGUGGAGAAAUCCAUGCAAGGGAUUUUGUGACUCCUGCAAAGACUGAAGAAAAUGGAGCAGUGGACAACUACAACUUUGCAGAGGAACAGCCUGAGCAAGUCCUUGAAGAUAAUUUUGCAGUGCUGUCAAAUGGUUCAGUUCCAAGUGUGGACGCUGUAGAGGAUCAGUUUUCUUCUGUUGCUAUUGAGGAACCAGUUCCAGAGCCCCAGAAGCACACAUAUGCUUCUAUUGUUGCUAAAGCACAACCUGUGCAAGCAGUACCUCCUCAGUCCUCUCUUAACAAACCUGCUGCUCCUCCAUUGGAGUACCAACACAUAUCUGAGCCCCCUAGUCAGACACCAUAUGAGCCAUCUAGCACUUUAGAGAGAUCUGGAUCAGAAGUGGUUGAAGAGUUUUUCACUGCAGAAGAUGAAUUGGAAGUGAAGUCAGUGUAUGUGAGAAAUGUACCAAUGACAAUGGAACCUUUUGAAAUUGAGGAGGAAUUUAAAAGGUUUGGUAAAAUAAAACAAGAUGGUGUGGCCAUCAGAACACGGAAGGAUAUUGAUGUAUGCUAUGCCUUUGUUGAAUUUGAAGAUGUCACAAGUGUGCAGAAUGCAAUUAAGGCAUAUUCUGUUGAGAUUGGUGGGAAUCAGUUAUAUAUUGAAGGGAGAAGACCCAACAGAAACAACUUUCCUCGAGGAAGAGGCAGGGGUAGAGGCAGGAUUGGCUACCAAUCCGAUGGAAGAGGGGGACGCUAUGGAGGCCGGGGUUUUGGCAGAGUUAAUGGUCAAGAUUGUCCCGAGCAUGAGUACAGAUCAUCAAGAGGAAAUGGUUUCUAUAGGCACGUUCAUCGUCAAGACAGAGCAUUUCUUGGCAAUGGACAGAGCUUUGAUUAAUCCUAGGCUUCAAGCAAAGUGAAUAUAGAGCCAUUUUCUGGCAACGGACAGAUCUCGGAUUAUGCCAUUCUUUAUGCAAUUCUUGGCAGGACCCAUUUUUGAACAGAGAGCAUUGUUUUCCCCUUUCAGGUGGUAAAAUCUCGCCUGACAUGAAGAAGAGGAUGGAGCAUUAAGUGCAUCACUGUUAGUUUAUUAUUAUUAUUAUUUUUCAUGUCAGGAGAUUUUGUAACGUGAAAGGUAAACAUUCUUCUUUGGAAUGUUUCAUUGACUUAAUAGCUCCCAUAAUUAAUAUAAUACCUCCAAAUAUAUAUUUGACCAAUUCACUUUUGUUUUCAA
Messenger RNA from Ipomoea triloba (trilobed morning glory), 1927 nucleotides. RefSeq names its product nuclear transport factor 2-like. The coding region runs from base 215 to 1591 and encodes 458 amino acids. Gene Ontology annotation, molecular function: mRNA binding. Gene Ontology annotation, cellular component: ribonucleoprotein complex; cytosol. Lineage: Eukaryota; Viridiplantae; Streptophyta; Magnoliopsida; Solanales; Convolvulaceae. The transcript has 9 exons. The record is from RefSeq and is a predicted model, not a curated record.